Messenger RNA from Eruca vesicaria subsp. sativa (arugula), 4734 nucleotides. Lineage: Eukaryota; Viridiplantae; Streptophyta; Magnoliopsida; Brassicales; Brassicaceae. The record is from the annotation of a GenBank genome assembly.
AUGCGCCGAACAAGGCUUAUAUCGAAUAACGGUUUUCAUGGAGAUCUUCCAUCUUCUCUAGGUAAUAUGAAAGGUCUUGAGUUUCUUGAUAUAUCUCACAACAGUUUCCUCGGGGAGCUACCAAGAAGUUUUAUACAAGGUUGUUAUUCAGUGAGUAUUUCGAAGAUGUCACAUAACAAACUAAGUGGAGAGGUUUUGUCAAUAUCAACAAACUUUACUGAUAUAGUGGUGCUGUUAAUGGAUAGCAAUCAAUUUACAGGAAAGAUCGGUCAAGGUUUGCGGAACAUGCAACACUUGUUACUACUUGACAUUUCAAACAAUAGUCUUUCAGGUGUUAUUCCAAAUUGGAUUGGUGAACUUCAUCUAAGUGCACUAUUGAUUUCAAACAAUCAGCUGGAAGGUGAAAUACCUAUUUCUUUGUUCAACAUAUCCAGUUUACAAAUGGUGGAUCUCUCUGCAAGUACCUUAUAUGGAGACAUACCUCCACACGUAAAUUCAACAAACGAAGUAGUGUUACUCCUACAAGACAACCAUUUAUCAGGAGCUAUUCCGGAUACACUCCUAUUAAAUGUCAGUAUACUUGAUCUGAGAAAUAACAGAUUGUCCGGCAAUAUUCCGGAGUUCAUCAACACCAAAAACAUCAGUAUUCUUCUUCUGCGGGAGAAUAAUUUAACAGGUCUUAUACCUCAAAAAUUGUGUAGCCUAAGAGGCAUUUACCUUUUGGAUCUAUCUAACAACAGACUGAAUGGAUCCAUACCUUCAUGUCUUAGAAAUAUAUCAUUUGGUUUGAAGAAACAGGAUACAUCAAAUGGCUAUGGUUUCACAUUUGGUUACAUUCCUAGUGAUGUCUUCACUAGCUUCAUGCGGGAACAAGAUGCUAGCUCUGCCGAGAAUAUUGGUAUAUAUUUCAAAUCUCUGCUUGUGCUUGAUCCUUUUAGUAUAGAUUACUUUGCAGGCGCUCAGAUAAAAAUUGAAUUUGCAACAAAACACCGAUAUGAUACUUACAUGGGUGGAAAUCUUCUAGGCUUUUCUGGAUUAGACCUCUCAGUAAAUGAGCUAAGCGGUGAGAUCCCAGUGGAGGUAGGAAGUCUUGUGGAACUACAUGCUCUAAACUUCUCUCACAACUCUUUAUCAGGUUUGAUACCAACAAGUUUUUCAGGUAUGAAGAAAGUGGAAAGCCUUGAUCUGUCUUUCAAUAGACUGCAAGGCCAGAUCCCAACACAACUGACAGAUCUGAACAGCCUAGCUGUGUUCAAUGUCUCAUUCAACAACUUAUCAAGAGUCAUUCCUCUGGGAAAACAGUUUAACACCUUUGAUACGGGGAGCUACUUAGGUAAUCAUCUUCUCUGUGGGAAACCAACCAACAUAAGCUGCAAUGGUAAUAACUUUCAAGAACCAGAAAAUAAUGAAGUGAGAGCUGAUGAUUCCACUAUCGACAUGUUAUCUUUCUACUGGAGUUUUACUGCAGCCUAUGUAAUAAUACUUCUUGGAAUAUUCAAAUCACUCUCUUUUGAUUCUCGCUGGAGCAGAGCUUGGUUCUUCGUCGUUGAUGCUUUCAUCCACAAGGGUAAGGUGUUAUUGAGAAAAUACUUGAUAUGGGUGAUAUUGCCGUUGGGGCAGCUACAUGGAUACAAAAGCUGUGUUGAAAAGGAAAAGAAGGCUUUGUUGGAGCUCAAGCAAUACUUAAUCUCCAGAGAAGAGGAGUUUGACUAUGUUCUCCCUACUUGGACUUACGACACAGAGAGCGAUUGCUGCAUUUGGGAAGGAGUUAAGUGCAAUCGUACAAGCAAAAGGGUGACCGAGAUUUCCUUUGGAGAACUGUACCUCAAAGGAAAUUCUCUCCUAAAUCUUUCUUUGCUGCAUCCCUUUGAAGAUGUUCGUAGUCUGAACUUAUCCUGGAACAGAUUCAAUGGCUUGUUUGAUGAUGUUGAAGGUAGUUAUAAAAGCCUAGGGAGAUUAAGAAACCUGGAGAUUCUGAAUCUCACUUUUAAUCGUUUCAACAACAGCAUCUUUCCCUUUCUUAAUUCCGCUACAUCACUUAAAACUCUUUUACUUGGGAAUAAUGACUUGGAUGGCCCUUUUCCUGCUAAAGAACUUAAAGAUUUGACAAACUUGGAAAUGCUGGACCUGAGUCUAAACCAUUUUCAAGGCCCCCUAGAAGUACAAGAUUUAUCUGCCCUGAGGAUGCUGAAAUCUCUGGACCUAAGCUGGAAUAGAUUUUAUGGAAAAAUGGGAUUGCAAGGCUAUAAGAGCUUAAGAAACUUGGAGAUCAUGUAUCUCCAUGGAAAUGGAUUAAACAACAGCGUAUUUCCCUUUCUAAAUUCUGCUACAUCACUCAAGACUCUGUUUCUUAGGUACAACAACUUGGAUGGCCCUUUUCCAGCUGAAGAACUCAAAGAUUUGACAAACUUGGAACUGCUGGACCUGAGUAGGAACAAAUUUAAUGGCUCCAUACCAAUACGAGUGUUACCUGCCCUGAGAAAUCUUAAAGCUUUGGAUCUAAGUGGUAAUGAGUUUUCUGCAUCAAUGGGAUUGCAAGGCAAGUCUAAACAUAUCUUACGGAUUUGUGAUAUGAAGAAUAUGCAAGAGCUUGAUCUCAGUCGAAACAAACUUGUAGGUCAGUUUCCUUUAUGCUUAACUGGCCUAACUGAACUUCAAGUUCUUGAUCUCUCAUCAAACCAAUUGACUGGAAAAGUUCCAUCUACUCUCGGAAGCCUUAAAUCCCUCAAGUACUUAUCAUUGUUAGAUAACAACUUUGAAGGAUUCUUCUCACUUGGUUCGCUUGCCAAUCUAUCAGAGCUGAGGUUUUUCCAACUUAAUUCAAAAUCCAAAUCACUUCAAGUAGAGUCUGAAGGUUCUUGGAUUCCGAAAUUUCAACUGGUUGUUAUUGUACUCCAAUCUUGCAACUUGGUGAAGGUUCCCCAUUUUCUCCUAUACCAAAAAGAAUUGGUUCGCGUUGCUCUUUCUGACAACAAAAUAUCUGGAGAUUUUCCUCACUGGCUAUUGGCAAACAAUACGAAACUCGAAGUUUUGUUUCUACAAAAUAAUUCGUUUACAAGCUUUCAGUUACAAGAGUCUGCUCACAGUCUGCUUUUCCUGGAUGUGUCAGCCAAUGACUUCAAUCAUUUGCUUCCUGAGAAUAUCGGGUGGGUACUUCCUCAUGUAAAGCAUAUGAAACUAGGUGAAAACAGUUUUCAAGGAUGUUUGCCAUCUUCUCUAGGUAACAUGAAAAAGAUUUCAUAUCUGGAUCUAUCUCACAACAACUUCCAUGGGACGUUGCCAAGAAGUUUUGUAAUGGGUUGUUAUUCCAUGAGCAUCUUGAAACUUUCAUAUAACAAACUAAGUGAAGAGGUGUUUCCGGAAUCAGCUAACCUCACUCUUAUAUCAGAGCUGUACAUGGAUAACAAUCUGUUUACAGGUAAGAUUGGUCAAGGUUUGCGGAACUUGGAAGACUUGGAACUGCUUGACCUUUCAAACAAUAAUCUCACGGGUGUUGUUCCGAGCUGGAUUGGCAAUUUUAGAUACUUGAACACACUACUACUUUCAAAUAACUCGCUGGAAGGUGAAAUACCUAUUUCUUUGUUCAACUUAACUAAUCUUGAGCUGUUGGACCUCUCCGCAAAUAUUUUAUCUGGAGGCAUACCUCCACACAUCAUUUCGAGAAGGGAUGUAAUAUUACUCCUUCAAGAUAAUAAAUUAUCAGGUGUUAUUCCAGAUACACUGGUAACUGAUAAUGUCUCUGUUCUUGAUCUACGAAAUAAUGGAUUGUCUGGGAAUAUUCCGGCUUUCACCAACACCCAAGGCACCAAUACUAUUCUUCUUCGGGGGAAUAAUUUAACAGGGAGUAUUCCUCACCAGUUGUGUGGUCUAAGAAACAUCCAACUUCUUGAUCUUGCCAAUAACAGGCUGAAUGGAUCCAUACCUCCAUGCUUCAGCAAUACAUCAUUUGCUUUUGGGAAAGUGAAUACAUUAUAUGAUUACGGCACGGUGACCAGCGGUGUUACUUCGUUCACUGGUGUUUCUGAAGAGUACCGUGUAGAAUCAGAGUUUGUAUAUCUCAAACCUUCUAUUGUGCUGAAUCCGUUUAUUGUGGAUUAUAUGCCAAUCACCCAGAUUAAAAUUGAAUUUGCUACAAAACACCGGUAUGAUACCUACCUGGGAGGAAAUCUCAAAUUAUUGUAUGGAAUAGAUCUCUCAGAUAAUGAGCUGAGUGGUUAUAUCCCAGCAGAGCUUGGAGGUCUUUUGGAGCUACAAGCUCUUAAUCUUUCUCACAACAAGUUAUCAGGAUUGAUACCAGAAAGCUUUUCAGGUCUGAAGAAUGUGGAAAGCCUUGAUCUCUCCUUCAACAGGUUACAAGGUCGGAUCCCAUCACAACUAACAGAGCUGAGCAGCCUAGCUGUUUUCAACGUCUCAUUCAACAACUUGUCUGGAGUCAUUCCACAGGGAAAACAGUUUAACACCUUUGAUGGACAAAGCUACUUAGGCAAUCCUCUUCUUUGUGGACAAUCAAUCAACACAAGCUGCGACAACAGUCACUAUCAAGAAUCAGAAAAUGGUGUAAAGGCUGAUGAGAGCAAAAUCGACAUGGUAUCUUUCUACUGGAGUUUAGCGGCAGCUUAUGUGACUAUACUUGUUGGAAUAUUCUCCUCUCUCUCUUUUGACUCUCCCUGGAGCAGAUUUUGGUUCUACCUCGUCGAUGCUUUCAUUCAAAAGGCCAAGAGUUUGUUGUGGUAA